Molecule: messenger RNA, 2985 nt
Organism: Mya arenaria
Lineage: Eukaryota; Metazoa; Mollusca; Bivalvia; Myida; Myidae
Product: serine/threonine-protein kinase Nek4-like
Exons: 11
Coding region: 546-1901 (451 amino acids)
Biological process (GO): protein phosphorylation
Molecular function (GO): ATP binding; protein kinase activity
Source: RefSeq, a predicted model, not a curated record
CAUUAAAUAAAUUUAAAAUGCAAUUUCCAAUAGAUCAAGCGUAAAAGGAAAUACCAAAAUAUAUUUAUAAAUGAUCCAUUGUUGAAGUUCCAAUAAGACACUCCUGUAGAAUUUGGGUUCCCGUAAUUCGUAGAAGUUGCAUUUCUCGAUCAAACGGCUCAGAGAUGGAAUAACUCUUGUGGUGAAUGGUAUGAAUGGGUAGCUAGAUGACAUCGCCACUGUAUAUGUCGCGCUGCCUUGACGGAAACUGAAGAUAUUCGGGCACACAGCCAGUGGGAAUAUCAGACAAGGAAGUACAGAUAAAUAGUAGUGUUGUUAUGUGGGCUCGACAUCAGAACACACAAUCAUCCUCGUGGAAUAUGUUUGCCCAACUGAUCUAAGCUGAACAAUGCAGUGAUCCUUGAAUCAGAGACGCACAAUCUUUGUUUUACUACAAUAUUUUCUAUUUCCUCAGAGAAGAAGUACCUUUAGGUGAAAACAUUACAUCGGAAGACCUGUUUCCCCCGGAAUCUUAUGCGCAAAAUUAUAUCGUUAAAUGCACUGUAAUGGCGCGUGCCGGAUCGCGGGUGAUGACACGGGACAGCCUCGGGUCGCUUGGCCCGGAGCGGCUAGAAAAGUUUGACGGUUACGACACGGUACAGAAAAUUGCAAAGGGAACGUUCGGCAUUGUUUACAAGGCCCGUAAAGGGGACAAACGUGUCGCCAUCAAAGUUGUCGACAUUUCCGGUCUGGCGGAACGAGACGUUAAGCAUGUGGAUUCGGAAAUAAAAGCAUUGCGCAACCUCCGACACGAUAAUCUCGUGCGGUACGAAAACGACUUCCAGAACGAUGACGGGCGGAAGCUGUGUAUCGUGAUGGAGCUGUGUGACCGCAAUCUCCGGGAGCACGUGCGCUCCCAAAAGGGACUUCUAGAGAUGGAGGGCGUCAGCAAGCUUCGCCAGAUCUGCCAGGGAAUCAAGUACCUUCACGACAAGCAUCUGGUCCACAGGGACGUGAAGUCGACCAACAUCUUCAUCAAGGACGGGGUCAUCAAGGUCGGGGACUUCGGACUCGUCAGAGACAUGAGCCAGGUCGCGUCUCGCCUGACGACGUACGUGGGUACGGUGAACUUCAUGAGCCCAGAAAUGUUCUCAAAUCAACUGUACGACAAAUCGACGGACAUUUGGAGUCUCGGCUGCUGCGUCUAUGAAAUGGCGGUAAACCCAAAGAAAAUGAAUAUAGAUUUACAACAGCAGGAAUUCUGGAGAAAAUGGCCCUGGUCAGAAAAGCUGGCCCGCCUCGUUCGAUCUAUGUUGAACAAAAACGCUAGCGAACGGCCGACAGUGGACGCGGUCAUCAGCGGUCUGGCGGAGAAGCAUAGCUCACCACGCCCGAAUCAGAGGCCACGCCAUGAGGAUAUGAGCAGGACCUAUCCACCCGGACCGCAAUAUGCGUCUACUAGAGGGAAAAUUGUGGCGGAGAGGCGCAUCCACAGAGAGAGGGAGGCGGUGACUUCAACUAGCGACUACCACAGUGAGGAGGAUGAGGAAGAGGAUGAGGGGGAGGAGGAGGAGGAGGUCACGGAUUGCGAAGGAGACGAGGUCAUCAUGGAUGUCCGAGUGAAAAUGACGCUCAAACAGAAGGAUAGCUACGAGGAUGCAAAGCGCAUCGCCAGUCGCAUCAAUGCCAGACUCGGGCCGAAAAGCGGGGACAAGAUGAAACAAUUGGAACAAUUCGUCCAUAAUGCCAACUCCAAGGAAGAAUAUACGGCUAAGGUGCGGAAACUGAUGGGGAAGCAGUAUGGCCAGAACGACACAGCCCUGGAUGUACUUUGGCGCUUAAUGGAGGACGUAAAGCAGAUAAGCAAGCACGUGGCGCUGAUCCCUAUGGACGACACGCACCUGCUGCACGAGCCCUCGUGACCUCCACGUGCUGCCAUUCUUCCAACACACGAGGCGAGACGGCUUCAAAACUAGAUGACCUCAUAGACUGUAUAAUUAUGUUUAUUGGACUAUUAUGACGCUUAGGACCAUGUGUAGAACUUUCAUGUAGAGAACAGUCAACAAAACCCAUACAUGUAUACAAAUCAGCUUGUAGUAUAAGUAGAAAAUAGUGCAUCACCAAGAAAAGGAUUUUGUCCAUGGAUUAGAGUUGACCUUCACACAAGUAUAACAUGCAUACUGUUACAUACAUUCUGCAUAGCACAGCCCCUAGCCAAUACACCGUAAACGAUAGCUCAACUCAACUCUUUACACUCUUUAUUUCCCCCAUGGCUGAAGAUAUUCGUAUAUACAAACAUUGAUAGACAGAGAACAUAUAUACAAUAAUAAUACUGAUCAAAUUAUAGCGUAUUUGUGUCAAAAUAUUUAUACAAAUAUUGUAGGAUAUAGCUUCAUAUCUAAACAUAAAUAAAACGCUUAUACUCUGCAUGCAAAUAAUAUUAGUCUAUUUGACUUUAAUGAUGGUAAGGUCGUACGUGAUCCGCCGUUUGGAUGCAGAAAUCUUGUCGAAACGAAAUACAAGAUUUACAGCAGCGAGUUAUGGCAUACAUAUUAUUGUUUAUGUUAAUAGAAAGAUAACAUGAACAUGGAUUAAUUGAUAAGUUUAAUCCAUAAAUUGCUUAGCAGUUUUAUAUGAAAUGUGUCACUAUGUUACAUGGUGAUUCCGGCCUAGACGAAACAACACAUUGUAAAGCUUGGAUUUUACUAAGGGGCCACUGUUACCCUUAAAACGGCGCAGGAUGUCAUAUAUGAAGUUAUUGCUUGAUAUUGCGCUAUGAUUCAAAUGUUUUAGAAAACAACCAAUACAUAUGUUAUGCUUUAUUAUGAGACAUUUUACACGUGUUCAAACUAUACAGUUUAAAAAUGCCAGAUUGUAUGUACAUGUAUGUACAUGUGCAUUUUUGUUUUGUUUCCCUGUUCUUUUUAGUUCACUUCAGGCCAGUCACUUUAUGUCGUCACUCUUCAUUUGCCCAUUUGUUUGUAAAUAAAGGGUAUUUUAACUCUU